Messenger RNA from Notothenia coriiceps (black rockcod), 4056 nucleotides. RefSeq names its product G protein signaling modulator 1b (gene gpsm1b). The record is from RefSeq and is a predicted model, not a curated record. Lineage: Eukaryota; Metazoa; Chordata; Actinopteri; Perciformes; Nototheniidae. Gene Ontology annotation, molecular function: GDP-dissociation inhibitor activity; G-protein alpha-subunit binding. Bases 108 to 2102 code for a protein of 664 amino acids. Gene Ontology annotation, biological process: establishment of mitotic spindle orientation. The transcript has 14 exons. Gene Ontology annotation, cellular component: cell cortex.
CGGAACGACAGAAAGAAGGAAAAGGGUAGCUGCCUCUGGAGGAAAUAAUUGUGAGGGGGGCCUCAUAGCGGGUGGAAGCAAGCUCGGAGGCAGGAAGCAGCGGCUCUAUGGCUCAGUCGGCUGCUAACGGUGUGGACCAGGAUCUGGCCAGCAAGAGGCUGCACUCAAGGAUGGAGGCCUCUUGCUUGGAGUUGGCGUUGGAAGGAGAGCGGUUGUGCAAAGCUGGGGACUUUAAAGGGGGAACAGCGUUUUUUGAGGCAGCCGUGCAGGUCGGCACAGAUGAUCUGAAGACCCUCAGUGCCAUCUACAGCCAGCUGGGCAACGCCUACUUCUACCUCAAAGAGUAUGGCAAAGCCCUGGAAUACCACAAACACGACCUGACUCUGGCCAGAACAAUAGGAGACAGAAUUGGAGAGGGAAAAGCCAGCGGCAACCUCGGUAACACGCUAAAAGUGUUGGCACGCUUUGAUGAGGCCGUCGUGUGCUGCCAAAGACACCUGGAUAUUUCUCAAGAACAGGGCGACAAGGUUGGAGAGGCCAGGGCACUGUAUAACAUAGGGAACGUGUUUCAUGCAAAGGGAAAGCAGCAGUUAUGGGGCUGCACCCAGGAACCAGGGGACCUUCCUCCUGAUGUCAGAGACACACUGCAGAAGGCUACUGGCUUUUAUGAGAUGAACUUGUCUUUGGUCAAAGAACUUGGAGACCGAGCUGCUCAGGGGAGGGCUUAUGGUAACCUAGGCAACACCCACUACCUACUGGGAAACUUUGUCGAAGCUAUCAAGUUCCAUCGUCAGCGAUUAUCAAUAGCCAAAGAAUUCGGAGACAAAGCUGCAGAACGGAGAGCCUACAGUAACCUUGGCAAUGCCCUGAUAUUCCUGGGCCAGUUCAACACAGCCACAGAAUACUACAGGAAAACUCUGCAGCUGUCCAGGCAGCUGAGGGACCAGGUGAUGGAGGCUCAGGCCUGUUAUAGCCUUGGGAACACCUACACUCUUUUGCAGCAGUAUGAAAAGGCCAUAGACUACCACCUGAAACACCUGUACAUAGCCGAGGAGCUUACUGAUAGAGUUGGUGAGGGCCGUGCCUGCUGGAGUCUAGGAAAUGCAUACGUGUCUUUAGGGAACCACAAACAAGCUCUCCACUUUGCCCGAAAGCACCUGGACAUCUCUAACGAGAUUGGAGACAGAAACGGCGAACUGACAGCCAGAAUGAAUGUGGAGCAGCUCAUGGAGUCUCUGGGGGUCAACGAGAGCGACCUUUCACCCUCCAGUUCAGAGUUUGAGAUGCAAGGAGCAAGACCCAAAUUCACCAAAAGGAACAGCAUGGACAGUGUGGAGCUGUGGAAGUACUCUUCAGAUAAGAAUGGUGAGAACCAAGACUUGGAAAGUAUACCCCCGAGAUCCAAGAGUCAGCUGUCGCAGCCAGGCAAGAGAAAAGGCUAUCCUGACAGCCAGUCAUCAGAUGAGAGGCUGUGGUUGGACUCUCCCGUAGACACUGAUGACAUCACAGUGCAAGUCCCGCCUCCAGUGGCAAAGCUGGGCCGGGACCCCUCCGAUGAAGACUGCUUCUUUGACCUCCUCAGCAAGUUCCAAAGCAGCCGCAUGGAUGACCAGCGUUGCCAUUUUGAUGAGCCUGAGAAUGGAGACAAUGGAGAAGACGCUGCCAACUCUGUGGCAUCCCUGAAUGAGAUGAAAGAUCCGUCAAUCACCACCUCCCCGCAGACGGAGGAGCUGUUCGAUUUGAUCGCUAACUCCCAGAGCCGCCGGCUAGAUGACCAGCGGGUUAAUGUUGGUAACCUCCCAGGCCUGAGGAUUACCCAUAACAACCUGGGGCACCUUGUGGGUGAGGGAGAUCAUCAAGAACCCAGCGAUGACUUCUUCAACAUGCUCAUCAAGUGUCAGUCCUCCAGGAUUGACGAUCAGCGCUGCUCCCCACCAGAAGGAGGCCCCCACGCCCCCACAGUGCCUGAUGAAGACUUCUUCAGUCUAAUCCAGAGGGUGCAGGCCAAGCGUAUGGACGAGCAGCGCGUCCAUCUGCCUUCAGACGACCAGGACGACCCCCCGUCUCCUGACCCGGAGCCCCCUGGUGGUUUUCCCAGCUAGGACUUGUUGAAUAAUGCUGCAAUACUUCCUGUCAAAGAAAGCAGAAGAAAUGAAAGAGGGAUGAGGCAACAUUUAAAGACGGCACUGAAGGGUGAACUAACAAGAUUUUUUUAGUAACAAAUUUCAUGUGCAAUAGUUGGUGCCCUGUCAAAUGUUGCUCGAUGUAUUAUGUUCUAAAUGUGUGUGGUAAUACAACGGGGAAACAAGCAGAGUUUAAGCUCGCUGGGGUAACAUGAAACAGAUAUGUACUCAAUAUAAUGCCUUAAUCAGCAUUUUUUUUCAGACCCAAGAUUGUAUUCCCUGGUGUCAGAUGUGUUUUGUAGAAGCACGCGAUGGGCAUACAGAGUUAAUGUGGAGACCUACAGCUGUGGUGGUUGGAAUCACAAAGAUUCAAUGAUAGGAAAACAGUUGAUAAGAACAUCAGAGAUAUGACUGGUUUUAUAAAGACAUUAUUGUCACUUUUUCAGCAAAAUAUAUCUAUUCAGUCGACUGAUCAAUAAUGUUUUUAUCAUUCAAUCUCUGUGGUUCCCACUGCUCACAGAAAUGGGUGUUAUUUGUGCAGUAACAGUAUUAUAGGAUCGUCAUCUAGUGUCAAAUAAACUGCUCUGGUCAGUUCAAACAUUCCACUCCUUGAUAACCAUGCUUACUUAUUUGUUUUUUAGAAUUUUUUUAAAUUAGCAGACUGAUUGGAUCUGAAGUGUUAUUUAUGUGCAUUUCUGCAUUUAUAAAAAUGCAUCUCUUCACACAGUAACCAAGGUGACUGAGCAAACAAUUCAAAGCUUCUUUUAUAGAUUGGAGAAUAGAGUUUGAUUCUGUCUCCAAGUACAUGUUUCCGCUUAUUUUCGGCUGUAAUGUUAUCUGCUGGCCAUGACAUUCUCAACUUCUGAUAGCAUACUACUGCUUACUGCCAUUAUUAUUAUUAUUAUUAUGACCUAACAUAGGAAUAGAAGCAGACGAAUGUGUCAUACUUUGAUGAGUCUAAUACCAUGAACAAUGUUAAAACACUAAUUCUAGUUUAUGCUGCCGAUUUCCUGCCUCGCUGUGGUCAAAACCUUGUACUACCUCUGUGAAAUACAGAGCACCAUCUGUUGGCGAUAAAAGGCGUUCCAUAUUCUUAAAUAUUUUUAGGACAACAUUAUUAUAGUAAUAUUGUGAUAAAGUACAAGUAUGACCACACUGAGGAACGUUCCCUUUGGUGUGGGGCCAAAAUGUUUUCAACUUUUAACUUAAAUUUGGAGAUUUUUGCAAUUCUUUUCAUUAAGAAUACAGUGUUUUGUGUCACGUCAGUGAACAUUUCUAUCCCUUUGUUGCCAUAAAAAAAUCAGCAAAAGGUACAAACUGCCGAGAGACAUUUUUAAUCGGCUGAGGUUUUGAAACCUUUUGCUGAACAGAGCAUCUGUAUAACGGUACUGUAAGAACAGUUUUUGACCUUACCUAUGGGCUAGCUUUUUAUUCAAAAGUAGUGCAUACCUCAUUUUUGUACCUCAAAGCUCAUGAACCUUAGAGAUUUAAGUGCUGAGCUAGGAUGUAUCAUGUUCCAGGGUCAUAGUGGUUUGAUUCAUCUAUCUUUGAUAUAUAACGCAUUGGGAGUUACUAUUUAAUGUUUUUUUGUGAAUUAACAUUUCUAGAAAGUACCUUGUAUGCUUCUAUUUGUCUUUGCCAUAACUUGUACAUAUAAAUAUAUUUUGUAUUUAUGUUCCAUAUGAGGACAUGCAUAUGUCCCCUCAUGCUUUUAAUAAAAUGGUUCAGAUGUUUAAAUUACCUUUUUUCAUUUAGUGCUGGCAAACUAAUGAUUAUCAAAGCUUUUGUAAAGUUUUCAUCUUUUGAUGCUAUGGGAAAUUAAAUGAGCAACAAUAAGUUAAUAUAGCUAUGAAAUAUCACAUUUUGUACAUUGAAAAAUGACAUGUGAGCUGCUGAUUUCUUAUUAAGCAGAAUUCUAUUAAAAAAUGUUUGU